Molecule: messenger RNA, 817 nt
Organism: Penicillium subrubescens
Lineage: Eukaryota; Fungi; Ascomycota; Eurotiomycetes; Eurotiales; Aspergillaceae
Product: mitochondrial 54S ribosomal protein uL11m
Exons: 2
Coding region: 47-508 (153 amino acids)
Biological process (GO): translation
Cellular component (GO): mitochondrial large ribosomal subunit; ribosome
Molecular function (GO): large ribosomal subunit rRNA binding; structural constituent of ribosome
Source: RefSeq, a predicted model, not a curated record
CCUUCUUUCAAUACUCCCCAACAACACUCGCCCCAUAUCCCUCAUCAUGGCCAGAGCCGCUCUCCAGAAGGAUCAAUUCGUCAAGCUCAUCGUCGGAGCUGGACAGGCCAGUCCCAGUCCUCCAGUCGGUCCGGCGCUGGGUAGCAAGGGUGUCAAGAGUAUGGACUUUUGCAAGGAAUUCAAUGCCCGCACUGCACACAUCAACGUCGGUGUCCCCAUCCCCACGCGCGUCACCGUCCGCCCCGAUCGCUCCUUUUUCUUCGACCUGCGCACGCCGACAACCACCUACCUCCUCCUGAAUGCUGCCAAUGUCGAGCCUCGCAAGAAUCGUCUCCGCGGUGCCAUGAACCCCGGCCACGAGAUCUGCGGCAAGAUCUCGCUCAAGCACGUCUAUGAAAUUGCCAAGAUCAAGCACAGCGAGACGCGGCUAUCGGGCUUGAGUCUGCAGGGGUUGUGCAAGAGUGUCAUUGCCCAGGCCAAGUCGAUUGGUAUUCAGGUUGUGCCCUGAGAGGACUGCGCAAUGGCUGAGUGUUGAUUUUCUUCUCUUUCCUGUAUCACUACGAUCGCAUUGAUGGCCGGUGGUUGCGGGCGACCGGGUCGCUGGUGGCCACUUGUCAGUUGGGUUAUACCGUGGCAGAGACCACUUCAGUAGCUGGAUGAUCUUUUGUGCGAUAUACCUCCCAUCUUCUAUCUUGAGGGUUGUUUUCUCGGCGUUUUUAUGUGCGGAGGGGCGAGAUGGGGGCGCCUCUUCUUGCUUGUAUUAUACACACUUCAUACUCCAUAUACCAUGCUUCAGAUUUGUCCUUCCAUCUACCCC